Messenger RNA from Clarias gariepinus (North African catfish), 2805 nucleotides. RefSeq names its product solute carrier family 2, facilitated glucose transporter member 3-like. The transcript is spliced from 11 exons. The record is from RefSeq and is a predicted model, not a curated record. Gene Ontology annotation, molecular function: hexose transmembrane transporter activity. Gene Ontology annotation, biological process: monosaccharide transmembrane transport; response to insulin. The coding region runs from base 92 to 1666 and encodes 524 amino acids. Gene Ontology annotation, cellular component: apical plasma membrane; basolateral plasma membrane. NCBI's taxonomy places the organism in Eukaryota, Metazoa, Chordata, Actinopteri, Siluriformes, Clariidae.
CUCUUUCAGAGAAGGAGUUUAUGCAGCAGACACAGAACUGAGAAUUGCACUUCAUAAGUUUGGAUUUAUAACCAGUUUGACGUUGGACAAGAUGACUGGUCAUUUGGUGUUCUGUGUGAUGACAGCAUCCAUUGGUUCACUGCAGUUUGGCUACAACACAGCGAUCAACAGUAUAUUUUUUGUGAAAUUAGAUUCCUUUUUAUUGAGGACAUCGCUGGAGCGCUAUGGUCAACCCAUGGAUGAAUCCACUGUGACUACAGUGAGGUCUUUGGCUAUAACUAUAUUCCAUGCUGGUGGCAUUAUUGGUGCUCUCUCUGUGGGAGCUCUGGUCAACAAGUUCGGGAGACGUAAAUCUAUGCUCCUUUCUAAUGUCUUGGCUCUGAUCGGGGGUGGGCUGAUGGGCUUGUCCGGUGUUUCCCGAUCAUAUGAAAUGCUGAUCCUCGGUCACUUCAUCAUUGGCGUCUUCUGUGGUCUCUGUACGGGCCUGACUCCCAUGUAUGUGGCGGAAAUUGCACCGACAGCACUAAGAGGAGCAUUUGGCACCCUUCACCAGUUUGGGAGUUUACUUGGCAUGCUAAUAGCCAAGAUCCUUCUUUUCAAGGAGGUGUUAAUUUCUAAAAAUAAAUCUGAAGGAGAUGAAGAUGAUUCUUAUCUUUGGCCACUGCUGCCAUGCCUGACAGUUUUGCCUUCAGUAAUGCAGAUCAUAAUGCUGCUGUUUUGCUCUGAAAGUCCCAGAUACCUGCUCAUCAACCUGCAGCAGGAGGAGAAGGCUCGCAUGGCGUUGGUGGGUCUUCAUGGGAAUGACUGUAUUGAGGAUGAUAUUCAGGAGAUGAAGGAAGAAGCCAAUAGGGUGGCCAUGGAAAAAAAAGUUUCCAUUCUUCAGCUUUUCCGUAACCCCAUUUACCGGCGGCCUAUCAUCAUCACCAUCAUCAUGAAUCUUUCUCAGCAGUUCUCUGGAAUUCAGGCUGUAGCUUAUUUCUCCUGGUUGAUAUAUGAGAGAGCAUGCAUCACUAAGAGUGAAGUCUUCAUUACACAAGAAGCUGUUUACAUUAUCUUCAUAUUGUGCUCUCUAAUUCUGGUGGACUUCGCAGGACGAAGAAAACUUCAUUUGACUGGAUUGGGUGGAAUGGCCAUUUGUCUUCUUGUCAUUAUCAUCUCUGUUCAGCUAUUUGAGGGCGAUUACAUGUGUCAGCAACAUGCAGUGAACCUCCCAGGGGUCCUGGAGGUAACACCAAAGAGUAAUCCUCUAGUGGUAACUGUGGCCACUGUGGCUGUUUUCACAUUUCUGGCUAUGUUUGUGAUUGGCCCGGGGCCAAUCCCAUGGUUCAUAGCAACAGAGCUCUUUGCUCAAGGUGCACGGCCAGCUGCUGUCUCUGUGAGCGGCUGCUCUAACUGGACAGCCAACCUUCUGAUGCUUCUGUGCCUCCCCUCUCUGCUGAACUCGUGUGGAUCAUACGUCUUAAUCAUUUUCCUUGUGCUCCUUGUGUUGUUCUUCCUGUUUACCUACUUCUGGGUUCCUGAGACCAAAGGACGGACCUUUGAGGAUAUUUCCAGUGAAUUUGCUGGGAAGGCAGCUACCAGUUCCAACCAGUCUUCCCAGAGAGAGGAUGUGGCCAAUGUCUCAGUCUCUUCCCCCAAAGAAACAGUCGCAAUGGUGGAAUUUUAGUGGUCAGGAGGUCAGCCAGUGCUUAGACCAAAGAUCUAAUUUAAAUUCUUAAAAUUAUUACAAGCAGCAGAGAAAAACUGAUUAGUCUUCAUUAUAAAUUAAAAAGACUGUUGUAAUUAACACAUAGGGAAAAUUUAUAUUAAAAAGGAAACAAUCUAUUUUAAUUAUGAUGGGAUGCACUGCCAGUUUAGAGGAUGAUGUACUAAAGAUGUGUAUGCAGAUGAAUACAGCUUCACUUUGGCUAAUUAAAAUGCCCGAAGCAACAUAAACUGUUUUAAAUGCAAGCCUUUGUGUCUGAAACAAAGUAAACAAACUGCACUACAAUCAGUUUGUGACUCUUAUUGUUCCAAUUUUUCUUUUAAUAAAUGCUUAACAACACAAUCUGGCAGAUGAUGUAGUCGCGGAAUGGUUUCUUCUGACAUUCAAAUUAAUUAAGAAACAACCAGCCAUUCUUGACCUAAAAAACCCCCCAAUAUAAUAAUAAUAAUAUAUUAAUAUAAUAAUAAUAAUAAUAAUAAUAGUAUUAAGUAAUGUGCCAAUUUAAAGUAAAUAAUUACUGUACUCUCAACUUCAAGAUAUCUGAACAGUUGCUUCAUUACAGUAAUCUUCACUCUAUAUUCUGCACUUUGAGGCAAAAAUAUAUUUACGUUUGUGGUUGUAAUGCGACAAAAUGUGGAAAGGUUUGAGGGGUAUAAAUACUUUUGAAAGGCACUAAAAUUCUGUAACCUUUAUCUUCUGUUUGAUUAAAAAGAGACAUUUCAUAUUUUGCUAAAAUGUAUGCAUUGCUUUUUCUGAUACAUUAAGUCAAUCAAAGAUGGGUACUAACGCUAGUUUUAAAUAAAUUAUUUAAUGACUCCUACCUGUUUGCUUAAAUUUAGGUGGUGACUUGUUUUUUUGACCAGGCAGUGUGCAUAAUUUAAACAAUAUAGUGUUUUAGAGCUUCUCCUUGAUUUAUUCAGUUUAAUACUUAACUACUAUUCAACAAAGUAAUAUUCUUAGUUUUUUUUGCAAAAAAUUUUUAAGAGUUAAAGUGUGCAGUUCUUUUGUGGGCCCACAGUAUUAUGUUAACAGUUUAUGCUUUACUGGUUCUAAUGUCCUUGAUUUAUCGAUUUAUUACCAUUAUCUUUAUGAAUCAAUUA